Molecule: messenger RNA, 1755 nt
Organism: Aspergillus mulundensis
Lineage: Eukaryota; Fungi; Ascomycota; Eurotiomycetes; Eurotiales; Aspergillaceae
Exons: 2
Coding region: 1-1755 (584 amino acids)
Source: RefSeq, a predicted model, not a curated record
AUGGCUCCUUCAUCUUCCACCUCAUCUUCACCCUCACCCUCACCCGCCUCCACAUUCCUCAACCACGACUGCGCAAUCCUCAUCCUCCAGAACCUCGACAACAUCCACGACAUCGCCGCCUGCCAGCGCGUAAACCGCGCCUGGCGCGACCGCACACGGGACUACAUCGCAAACCACGGGCUCAAGAAGCACUUCCCCGACAGCCACGCUGCGUUCCUGGCGACGGUCGGGGAAAGCGGCGGCGAGCCAUACCAGCGGUGGGAGGAGUUUGCCGAGAGCGCGUCGGAGACCGCGCUGUAUGAACGGUGGGUUGGUGGGCGUCCAGUGAGUACCACCGAACUCGUGUGUCGACACUACGUGCGCGCGGGCAAGUUCAUCGUUUGGCAGGCGGAGGAUCACUCGGUUUACUGGCGGUGGGCGGGGUAUCAGGACUCCAAGGGGACGCCGUACCCGGAUAAGCAGAUAAACCUAGGUAAGCUGUCCGUGCCGAUGAAGCACAUGGCUGUCUGCACGGAGGCCGAGACGCUGUUCCUGAUUUUCGCCCGCGGGGCGGCAAGGGGUCUUGCGAAGCUGGCGAAGUGGAUGCCCAGGAGCUCGAGGAGGAGGCAAGGCUAUGAGCAGGCCUACGAGCAGCCAGAGCAUAUGCAAUACAUGGUUGAUCUGCAGACCGGCGACGGCCUCUGGGCCCGGAGCGAUGGAGUCUACCCCCGAGAUCACCGGACAGAUUACAACCGGCACUUCAAGUUCGGCUGGACGACGAUGUACGAGGUGCUUGCGAAUGGCGAAGAAGACCCGGCAGGCCAGAGCACGGUGGAGAUGUUCGACAUCCGCACCGGCGAGCCGCGCGGCACCCUUACCAUCCCCACAGGCAACGACACCAUCAACGUGGAGAACCUGCCGGAGCUGCGCAUCGUGCGCCUAGGAGGCUCCGAGGUGCUCAUGACCCUGCACACGGACGUCAUCGGCUACCGCGGCGGCUACGACAGCGAGAUCCGGUUCACCAGGACCAACGGCUCAGUAAUGGGCUCCAUUGGGCUGAACCUGGCAAACGACCCUCGGAAGCCAUUGACACGGGCCAGGAUCAUGGUCCCCGAGCGCCGCCACGGACCGCUAGCCUUCGCGGUCCUCGCGUACUCCUUCGAGCCCGACACGCUGGGCCGCAAGAUCCUCGCCAUGCACACGUACACGAUCGACGAGGCAGCGAACUUCCUGAGCGAGCUCGUGGAAGAGGUCGACCUCGACGCGCUGUACGCGGAUUACAGCAGGAUCGAGCUCGACCCGUUCCGCGGCUUCAUGGUGGGCGUCCUGGACGAGGCGGGGGAGCCGGACAGGAACCGGGCUCGAGGGCGCGCCGCACACCCCGAGGUCGUGGUUAUGCCGAUCGUGCCGCGCUCAAAUCCCCGCGUGCCGCGCGUUGAGUACUAUGGGCUUGCAACGGGGACCGUGGUAGGUCGGAAGCCGUUAUUCAGCCCGCGGCCGGCGAAUGGACGGGGCUUGCUUGGACAGCAGAUUCCUUCUGUGCCUGAUCAUGGCUGUAAGUAUGAGCCUGAUGGUGAGAUGGUCAUCCAGGGGACUAACCUUGCCAUUGACAUGCAUCCGACAUUCAAGUGUAAGCCACCUGAAGACUGCCCGGGUCACCUCUGUGCCGCUUGCGGCGACUGCAGAGCGGUGCGCUUUGUGGAGUUUGGGUUCCCGAGGCAGUACAAUCGGCCUCCUGUUCAGGGGGAUACGUUGCAUCCGCAGGAUCAUAGCUAA